Molecule: messenger RNA, 1815 nt
Organism: Protobothrops mucrosquamatus (brown spotted pit viper)
Lineage: Eukaryota; Metazoa; Chordata; Lepidosauria; Squamata; Viperidae
Product: NACHT and WD repeat domain-containing protein 2
Exons: 8
Coding region: 1-1815 (604 amino acids)
Source: RefSeq, a predicted model, not a curated record
AUGUAUUGGCUUCGUCAUACAAAUAUUUACAAAAAGAAUGUUAGCUGGGGAAAAGGUGGCAUCAAUCCCAACAGGAACAGGUCCCAUGCCUACUAUCUGGAAUGCCUUUGCAAUGACUUUCAGAAAAUUGUUAUUAAUCAUUUCAACAGAAUCAUCAGUUCAGAAGGAGCUCCAGAAAGACUACAUACUACAAGAAAGCAAGAGUUUAACAUUCUUAAUGAUGAAGAGAUUCUGGAACACAUUCAGCAUUAUCAGGCCUUGAUUAGACAUAUAAAAAGAAGAGAAAUCUUGAGCAAGCUGAAGAAUCAGGUUACAUCUUUAAACAGAAAAGUAACUGUUGUUUGUGGUGUGGCAGGAUCAGGAAAAAGUGGGAUCAUUGCAGAAGUAGCUUCUUUGGCUUCAAACUGGAUUUCUGGGAAUCUCAGAGUUGUGCUUCGAUUUAUUGGUAUAACUGGAGAAAGCAGAAGUGUCCGACGGCUGCUUCUGAGUCUUUGCUACCAAAUAGCUGACAUUUAUCAUGUUUCUGUUACUUUAUCUGAGGAUUUUGAAGGACUGGUAGAAGAAUUUUCCUCUCUGCUGGAAUUUGCUACACAAGACAAGCCACUCCUAAUCUGCCUUGAUGGUAUAAAUGAACUAUCAGAGGAAUGUGGUGCUGACCUUUCUUGGAUACCAUCUGAAUUACCAAAGAAUGUACAUUUUAUUGUUUCUACUUGCUUGGAAUCAGAUGUUUCAUGCAUAAGAAAACUGGAGAAGAUAACCUUGAAAGAACAUUUUUUUCAAAUACCUCCUUUAACAUUUGAAGAAAUCAAUGAAAUUAUCAUCUUUUGGCUCAAAAAGGAUCAUCGAAGACUCACCCAAUAUCAGUUCAAGCACUUAAUGGAAGCAUGCAUAGCCUGUCCAUUGCCACUUUACCUAUACUGUGCUUAUAAGGAAUCCUGUUUAUGGACAUCUUUCAGCCCAGACACGGAGGUUUGUCUCCCUCAAAGUAUACCUGACAUGUAUUCUUGGAGGUUGAGCAGAAUGGAAAGAUCUCAUGGUGAACAAAUUAUACAAAGGAUUGCAGCUUAUGUGACACUUUCAAGAAAUGGCAUCACUCAGGAAGAAUUGCUCAACCUCAUGUCAAUGGAUUGUAUGGUCAUUCAAGAAAUAAAUAAAUUCCAAAAAAGCUCAAUGUCACCAUUUCCACUAGUGUUAUGGUUGAAAUUUUUAGAUGAUCUUGGAGAUGAUUUGAGAGAGCAAAGAACUGAUAACACAUAUGUUUUUACUUGGGCUCAUACUUCUUUAAAGCAUGUGUGCAUUCAGAGAUACCUGAAAUCACAAGAUUCCCAAAUAUCACUACAUGCUAUCUUUGCUGACUAUUACCUAGGUAGAAGCUCACAGGAGUUGAGGAAGUGCAGUGAACCAUCAAUAUUUCAGCCUUUGGCCUGGACUCUGAAAAAAGAAUCCAAGACCAGCUACAUCUUCAAUGUCCGUAAAGUCUUUGGGGCUCCAUAUCACCUCAUCAGAUCAAAAAAUAUUGCUGUUCUAAUCAAAGAAUGUCUCUUUAAUUAUGAGUUUCUUUUGUACAAAUCCUGGGCCUCAUCAAUUGUCAGUAUUGAAGAAGAUCUAGGAGCAGCGAUUAAUGCUGACAGGACUAUACCUGACUUAACCUUAUUAAGAGAAACUCUAAAAUUGUCCAAGAUGGUUUUAAUAAAAGAUCCAUGCCAGAUGGCUUCACAGCUCAUAGGCCGUCUUCAUCAGAUUGUUGCAGCUGAUAUACCAGUAGCACCAGGUAGAGCAAAUUAUGAACCUCUGAUUUUCAUAGAAAAAUUCUGA